UCUGAAUAGCAUGAAUGUGCAGGAUCACAUUCCAGAACAGAGGAGGAGAUGGGCGGAGCCUCAGGAGAACAGGUGUAUAAAUGUUGUACAGAUGAGAGAGAAAGAGCAAUAGCACGACCGGGAGACUUUGCUGAAAGAGGAAACCUGAGAACAGAUUGUCAAGAUGCUUAAAGGAUUAUUAUCAGUGCUGUUGGUCCUCGUGGCCUUGUCCUCCACCAUGGGAAAGCCAGAUAAGGCAGCAGUGAAGAAAGAGAAGAGAGUCCCUCAGACUCUUUCCAGAGGUUGGGGUGAUCAGUUGAUCUGGGCUCAGACAUACGAGGAAGCCUUGUUUUGGGCACGAUCCAAGAACAAGCCCCUCAUGGUUAUUUUUCACUUGGAGGACUGUCCACACAGCCAGUCUCUGAAGAAGGUUUUCGCCGAGGAUCAAGACAUCCAGAAGUUGGCUGAUGAAGAAUUUGUCAUCUUGAACCUCGUGUACGAGACAACAGAUAAGCAUUUGUCUCCUGAUGGGCAAUAUGUUCCACGAAUCCUCUUUGUUGAUCCCUCUAUGACGGUCCGGGCUGACAUUACUGGUCGCUAUGCCAACCGCAUGUACGCUUAUGAGCCAAGCGACAUCAAACUCUUGUUGAGCAACAUGCAAAGAGCCAUGAAGUUUUUGAAGACGGAGUUGUGAAUCCAAACGCAGGACCCUACUGUCCGCACUUCCCUGAGGGUCACUUUUACUUUGUCAUUUGUUUACUGACAUCAAGAGACGCACUGUAAAGGCAUGUACAAAUAUUAAAAUGUGGAAUAGAUUCUGUUACGAUAACCUUCAGGCUUUAAAUUGUUCUUUUAAUGUAUUUCCCUGUUCAUUUCAAAUAAAUUAAGUCGUUAAGUCAACAAA
Molecule: messenger RNA, 883 nt
Organism: Paramisgurnus dabryanus
Lineage: Eukaryota; Metazoa; Chordata; Actinopteri; Cypriniformes; Cobitidae
Gene: agr2
Product: anterior gradient 2
Cellular component (GO): endoplasmic reticulum
Source: RefSeq, a predicted model, not a curated record